GAUAUUUCAAACACAGUUAUGGAACCUCAAAAUCAAAAUGUAAAGACAGCACUAUCAUUAUCUUUAGAAAGAUUUCACAUUUCUGAAGAGUAUGGAUUUCUUCUCCCAAAUCCUCUGAAAAAACUUCCAGAUCAUUUUAAACCUUGGAUGGAAAUUAUCAGUAUACUUCCUAACCUGAUUGAGAGUCGACAGCUUCAAGCGCAAGUAAACAAGAUGCCCCUUCUAGAUUGCCAGCUCCUCAAGGGUUACCGGGAACACCGCCUUGCUCACUUGGUGCUGAGCUUUAUUACUAUGGGAUAUGUCUGGCAGGAAGGGGAGACACAGCCCAAAAAGGUUCUACCACAGAAUCUUGCUCUUCCCUUUGUUGAAGUCUCCAAGAGAUUGGGACUCCCUCCUAUCCUGGUCCACUCUGAUUUGGUGUUAUCAAACUGGACUCUAAGGGACCCUGAAGGACCUAUGGAAAUCAGGAACUUGGACACCAUUUUUUUAUUUCCUGGGGAUAAAAGCCUACGUGGUUUUAUACUGGUGACUCUUUUGGUGGAGAAAGCAGCUGUACCUGGGAUUAAGGCACUUGUUCGGGCAGUGAAUUCCAUCUUGCAACAAAACCGAGUCUCACUGCUUCAAGCCCUUCAGGAACUUAGACUCUCCAUUCAGGACAUGACCAGAGCUUUAGGACAAAUGCAUGAUUAUGUGGAUUCAGACAUCUUUUAUGCAGUAAUUCGGUGCUUUCUCUCAGGCUGGAAAGAUAACCCAGCCAUGCCUUUAGGGCUGAUAUAUGAAGGAGUUUCCAAAGAGCCUCUGGAAUACUCUGGUGGGAGUGCAGCUCAGAGCACAGUGCUUCAUGCAUUUGAUGAAUUCUUAGGCAUAUGCCAUGACAAAGAAAGUGCUGAGUUUCUGCAAAGAAUGAGGGACUACAUGCCUCCUUCUCAUAGGGCCUUUCUAGAAGAAAUCAGACUGGCUCCAUCACUGAGGGAUCAUAUCCUAUUCUCUGGAGAUGGUGAACUUCUGAUAACCUACAAUAAGUGUGUGGAGGCCCUUACAGAGCUUCGUAGUUAUCAUAUCACUAUUGUAUCCAAAUACAUCAUCAUAGCUUCAUCCAAAGCAAAAAGCAGCAAGUCAAUUAAUCUCCCUGGAUCUUCUCAGGAUUUAGAAGAGAGGGGCACUGGUGGGACUUCAGUACUUAGAUUCCUAAAGAGUGUCAGAAAUAAGACCUUAGAGACAGUCCUCCAACAAUGUGGUUAAGCAACUGUUUUCUCCCAUCUAGGAAAAUUUCAGUAAAUACAGUUUUCU
This is a messenger RNA of Suncus etruscus (white-toothed pygmy shrew), 1290 nucleotides long. RefSeq names its product indoleamine 2,3-dioxygenase 2 (gene IDO2). The transcript has 10 exons. Gene Ontology annotation, molecular function: metal ion binding; heme binding; L-tryptophan 2,3-dioxygenase activity. The record is from RefSeq and is a predicted model, not a curated record. Lineage: Eukaryota; Metazoa; Chordata; Mammalia; Eulipotyphla; Soricidae. Gene Ontology annotation, biological process: 'de novo' NAD+ biosynthetic process from L-tryptophan. Bases 19 to 1242 code for a protein of 407 amino acids. Gene Ontology annotation, cellular component: cytoplasm.